AGUAGACUCGACGGCGCGUGCUCAGAGCAGAACCUUUCUCUCGUUCGUGCAGACAAAUUUAGCAACGAGAGAAGCUAAAUUCUCUCUGUGUGUAUGUGUUUCUGUAUACAUUCGCUUUACGAAACGAGAGUGACGAUGGAGUGGCCAAAGGACAUGCUGGAGGAGGUAGAAGACUUUCGCUUGGAGAGGUCGAUAAGAAGUCUCAAGACCAGUGAAGAAGUUGAGUGUCGACGAGAAAUUGAGUUCUUUGGAUCGAGCUCUGUAUUUGCUCAAAAACGGUCAAGACGUGCAGAAAUUGAGUGUUGUUUCGAAUCUGACGUCACUGCUGAGGCAGAGUCCGAGUGAGACUCAGAGAAAAGUGCUGCCAAAGGAACUUGUUCCCUCGUCUCAUGUGGACAUUCAAGUUGGUGCAGCGGAUGCUUUCUCGCUAUUGCUCGAGAACAAGCAGCCGACAGUGCACACAUUCCAUUCGAUGAUUGAUCCUACCUACUGUGUUGAAUGGAUUGGAGAGCAGAGACAGAGAGAGUCGUCUCGUCAGCGUGGGUCAAGACUCUGUUGGUUGUUGUGAGCAGCUACAGUCCUGAUGUGAUCAGGAGAGAGAUAUUGGCGAUUGCCUUGGCGAAAGGGCAGUUGUCUCAGACUGUGUUGUCACGUCUAGCCAGCUGUGAAAUACUGGCACACAUCACAACUAAUUUUGAGGCUGUGAGGGUGUGUCGCGAACUGCUCAGUCUUGUGACAUCACUAUGUCAAGAUGUUGACUAUGAAAUCCGAACUGACGGCAAUCUCAUCCUACCCGAGUUGAUCGAACUCGCCAAAGGUGAAGAAUGCACAUCUCGACCAACUGGACAAAGGUUUGAACCCACAGACAGCUGGAAUGUUAACAACUUGAUGCGUGUUUGCGUUGUAGAGUUGAGAGUUUCGUCUGUCAUUCCUCUCAUGUGAGAGUGAUUUGAGAGUGCGUUUGCAUGGAAGGAUGCGUCGCUGCAAGUCGUGUGUCAGUUGUAUGGCAGGUUUUGCCACGUGUUGAAGGCGUUCUUUAACUGUGGAGCUGUGAAUCUGUGUAUCUUGUUGAGCUAGAGUCAGCAAGAAUUCGUCUAGCCUAUCCAACCCUUCAUGGAAGGCAACAGAGUUAUAGUCUUGGCUGCUGGUUCAAUCCAACUCCACACUGUAUCAAGCACAUUUCUCGACACAAAACAUGUAAAACUUGAUUUUAUCAUUUGGCAGUGUGUUGAAUGAGAAUGCCUUCCAUGCAACUCGGACUUUGCAUAUGCAAGUCUUGCUCUAGAAAUCUAAUUUUGUUUUGAAGUUCCACUAUUUCAUUUGCUUGCUGUUCAAUUAUCUGACGUAAAGCAUCAGCUUCAGUCUCGGUGACAUUUUCUACAAUCAAUUUUAGCAUCUUCACGUUUGAGAUCACUACUAUACACACGUCUUGAUCAACUGCGGAUGAGGUAGAACAGCCUCUGCUUUCUGAUUUAGACACUACAGCUAUGGAAUAGUGCGUAUGUGUUGUGUUACUUUAGACAUAACUGUUGCUGGGACUGCAGGGCUAAUUGUAAACAGACUGUAGCUAUAGAGUACGUGUACUGUACCCAUCGAGUGCAAGUUAUCACAGUAAGAACUUUGA
Corticium candelabrum is the source of this 1624-nucleotide messenger RNA. Its product is annotated as serine/threonine-protein phosphatase 4 regulatory subunit 4-like. Gene Ontology annotation, molecular function: protein phosphatase regulator activity. The coding region runs from base 499 to 942 and encodes 147 amino acids. The transcript has 10 exons. Gene Ontology annotation, cellular component: cytosol; protein serine/threonine phosphatase complex. Lineage: Eukaryota; Metazoa; Porifera; Homoscleromorpha; Homosclerophorida; Plakinidae. The record is from RefSeq and is a predicted model, not a curated record.